UGAACAUGAAAAAACAUGUUUUUGGUUUCUUGAAAGUUUGAAACGUUUCAGUUUCUAAACUUUUUCAUCAGUUUUAUUUUGUCUUUUCUAUAACAUUUUUUAUGCUUUGAAUAAAUUGGGUUUCGGAUUUUGCGGAAUUGAGGUAGCGAGAGGAGAGCUGGAAUGAACGUUGUGGCUGAUUACGUUGUUGAACGUCGCAUCUUCGCGUUGGACGUUGCGAAUGUUUCUCGUUGGUUCGCUGUUUUUUUGUGGACGAUAUAGAUUUGUGCAUGCGUGGCUAUCUGGGAUAAUGUGCUAGGAAUCUUUCUGGAUUGAUCUGAGUAAACGGCACCGCAGGUGGCGAAUACAACUGAACAAUCCGUCUAAUUAAGAGGAAUUCUCUUGCGCAAGGAAUGCCGGUUGCCACGUCGCCGCUGGCCGAGAGCUUCCGCUCGGACAUCACCUCGCCGGGGACGGGCGGCACGCAGACGCCCAACAGCAUGCACUCCGUACACGAGGAGGGGUUCGGGGGACCGCCGGCCCCGCGCCGGCGUCCCGGACCGCCGCCGCCGCCCGGACACCAUGGCGGCCCCUUGCCGCCGCCCGGGAUGCCCAUGGGACCGCCCUCGAACGGCGGCCCGCCCCUCAUGGGGGUCAUGGGAUUUGGGAUGGCGCUGGAGUCCCGCGUGCACCUCCUCAAUAAACGCCUGCUACAGAGACCGGAGCAACCGGAUAAUAUCUGGUGGGAUCAGUUUGCCAGUGAAUUCUUCGAGGAUGACGCGCGCAUGGUCAUCCGACUGGAGCCGCCCAGCGAGCAGGAUCCCGCCGCGCAGCCCAAACAGUACUCGAUCGGGCGCAGUAUCAUUCCGCGUUUCUUCCGCACUUUCUUCGACAACGGCGUCGUGGAGCUGCAGUACGAGCUGAAGUUGCCGCGUGAGUCGCAGCUGAGCCCCAACCUGCUGGUGCUGGACUGCGACAACGCCGUGCAGACCACCACGCACGUCAAACCCUCCUUCGGCAAGGUGACGACGGAUGGCCGGUUGAUCCUGCACAUCGUGGAGGAGACGCUGCGGUUCCGUGCGUGGAUCUUCAGUAUCCGGGCGCACAUGGAGUUGAUCCAGCGGCAGGUGCUGCUCAUGCAGCUGGAGCAGGCGCACAGCGGCCUGCCGCCCCCCGGCCCGGCCGGCCCCGGCGGCCCCCUGGAGCCCUUCACCAAGAAUCUCACGCUCUCCGGCCUCCCCAACGCCAUCAUCCACUUCCUCAGGUUGUGCGAGAUCCUGGAGCCGAUGCAGGAGGUGAUGUCGCGGCACAAGGCCUUCCGCGAGAUGCCGCCGGCCGACUGCCUGACGCACCUGCUGUACAGCAAAUGGCAGAACGUCACGCAGCCGCAAGGCAUGCUCAAAAACCAUCCCCUGGCCGCCCAGCAUGCGCCGGCCUCGCUGCCUGACUCCACGGACGGCGCCAAAGCCAGUAAUAAGCGGCGGAAACGCAAGACCUCGGCGUCCUCCAGCACCGGAGGCCGCGCCGGCGCCGGCACCCCCCUCAGCGCCCAGAACGGGCCCAGCGCCGCGGCCCCCGCCGCCCCCGGGGUGGUGCCCAUGCCGCCCUCCAGCAAGAAGAGCAAGGCGGGACAGGCUGCCGCCGCCGCGGCGGCGGCAGCGGCCGCGGUGGCGCACUGUAUGCCCCUCGCGUCGCAGGACGUGAUGAUCGUCGGGGAGCCGACACUGAUGGGCGGGGAUUUCGGGGACGAGGACGAGCGGCUGAUCUCGCGUCUAGAGAACAACCAGUACGACCCGGCGCUGGCCGCCCAACUGGGCCCGCCCCCGCCGCCCCUCCCGGGGAUCCGGGCGCGCAGCAGCAGCCAGGAGGAAGGGGGCCUGCCGCCCCCCGCGGGGCCGGGGCCCCAACGCACCCCCUCCACCAUCCAGCACACCUCCGACGCCGCCCACUUCACGGCGCCGUCGCCGCGCGGCCGCCCGCCCAGCGCGGGGGCGUGGCCGGGAGGGGCGGGGUCAGGGGCCCCGCCCAACCGCCCCAGUUCCACGGCCUCCAGCGGCAACGGCAGCGAGAAGCGCUCGCCCAAUCAUUAAGCAGCGAAUUUAUGUUUCGGACGGACGCAGUAUUAUGUGUGUUGGGAUGAAAAUUUGAAAAUAGGCCGCGUUAAUUUUGUAUUUUUCUUGGGUUUUAUUUUCGGGUCGAUUGUCGGUGGCGGUGGUGUUUAUUAAUGAGGGCAGCGUUGCGCGGAUGUGCGCCGAAAAAUGGGCGGUUGUAAUAAUUGUGUACAUAUUUAAUUCUGCUAGACUGGCCAGCCGAUAUAACAAUAAAAUUGCAA
Molecule: messenger RNA, 2311 nt
Organism: Paramacrobiotus metropolitanus
Lineage: Eukaryota; Metazoa; Tardigrada; Eutardigrada; Parachela; Macrobiotidae
Product: LIM domain-binding protein 1-like
Exons: 11
Coding region: 393-2069 (558 amino acids)
Biological process (GO): nervous system development; positive regulation of transcription by RNA polymerase II; negative regulation of transcription by RNA polymerase II
Cellular component (GO): nucleus; transcription regulator complex
Molecular function (GO): LIM domain binding
Source: RefSeq, a predicted model, not a curated record